This is a messenger RNA of Pseudomyrmex gracilis, 3235 nucleotides long. It is a transcript of the gene Hcs, whose product is annotated as biotin--protein ligase. Gene Ontology annotation, cellular component: cytoplasm. Lineage: Eukaryota; Metazoa; Arthropoda; Insecta; Hymenoptera; Formicidae. Gene Ontology annotation, molecular function: biotin--[biotin carboxyl-carrier protein] ligase activity. The record is from RefSeq and is a predicted model, not a curated record. The transcript has 18 exons. Gene Ontology annotation, biological process: protein modification process. The coding region runs from base 223 to 3132 and encodes 969 amino acids.
GAAGAAACCAUAGACCAAGUAUCGAUAUUCUCGAGAGCCUCGAUACCGCUUCUGCGCUUUGCUUUGAUUCCGCCGAAAGAGGAAAGGGAGCGAAACUCCGGAGCAAAAUUAUGCAUCCAGUCGAGAUUAUACGGAGUACGAAUUAAAACCCGUGGCAAGGAUUAAAUUCUCACGUUUCUCAAAAACACUUUUACAAAAUUAUAUACAUAUUAUUGAAAAAAAAUGCUGCUGACGUUCCUUUACAUGGUAGCUACAGUUACCCAGUCACGAAGGAUAUCUUUUUUCAAAAAGCACAUGCAGUCUAUUUUCAAGGGAAACAAACGUAGUUCUUCAUUUAUGCUUUACAUCAAAUCACCUCAGCAUUUGAUGAACGGAGACUAUAACGAACCCAGGCAGGACGAGAACUUCAUGAGUUCUCACUUGUGUCUUAACAAGGAUCUUGCUAAACUUGGUGAAUUAUUGUGGUAUCAAGAUGACAUGAAAUUAUGCACCAUAUAUCCCCAACAACAGAUCAGUGUGUGGGAUUGGGUGAGCUGUCCACAAGGAAAUUCAUUGUUUCCUUUGAAUAUGAACAACAGUUUCAAAACUUCGGACGAAGCUGAUCACAAGAUGCAUAUUCUUGUGGAAGCAGAUCUCGAGACUUACAGACCUCAGACUUCGAUGAUCACUACAAAACUUGAAGACUACGGUCUGAUCACAUCAUGGACAACAAAUGAUAAUAUCAGUUUUAUUCUGGAAACUAAUAUUGAUUGCAUUACAAGUUUCAUCAUUGCGAUCAUGCAGGGACAAAAUUACAUUAACAAUAAUUUAAUUCUAACGCGUAUACAAUCUGUCGUGGUGUCAGGUAAACCGUGUGUUUUUGACAGCGAGAAUUCUUUCUUGCCGCCAGAGAAAGAUAUUCUUCGCGCGAUAAGUCACGCGGCUAGAAUUGCGUCAGAUCAAAAUAAGCCUACAGAAGUUGCUCAAGUAUCUGGCGUGAUCGUACAUCCGCAAAACAAAGAUCUGAACAAUGAAACAAAUUCGAGUCCUGCAGGAACUACUGAAAAUAAUGAUGUUAAAACAUCGAGCGUUUCUACACCAGCAACGCCUCCUUCAACGCCAAUUGCAACUUCUGUCACAAAAAAACCGAGUGUGCAACCUGGUAUAAACUCAUCUGCAUCAACAGAGAAAGUGCCUACAGCAACUAGUGGAAGAGAAAAUAAAUUUGACGAUUUAGCUAAAACCCAGUUAUCUAGUGCUAUGGAACGAAAAGACAAUACGUUACUUGAUAUCGAUAGUAAAAUUUCUACUAUGAAUAUUUCUCAGAGUAAACCCACUGGAAAAACAGACUUUCCAACCGCUUCUACAAGUUCGAAAAUAGAAGAAAAAGGAAAAAUGAGCAAAGUCGUUAAACCACCGACGAUAGUCGUUUACGCGGACAGCCCGGACGCAGUCACUAAUGUGAUAAACGUGUUAGAAAAAACGCUGGAACCGGACAGAUACGUCAUUUACGAAUUAUCGCGAGAAGAAGCUCGCUCAAACGUGUGGACGGAUCAAGUCGCGUUGGCUGUUAUUUGCGGAAAUGUUGACGCCGAAAUUGGCUCUCAACUUGUGGAAUAUAUCAUACAGGGUGGUAAGCUUCUAGCUUUAUGCUCCGACAUGCUGCACACCCUUCUACCGUCUUUCAAAACUGCGGAGGUGCGGGAAAACGAACUCGUCCACUUUUCUUACGGCAAAUGGAAACGCGUGCGUAUGAUGCAUCAUAUUUUUUGCUAUCACGCGUCUCCCGUGCGAGCUCGAUUUUCUCAAGAUCAGGAAGAUACAAGAUCAUCCGUAUUGAAUCCCCCGACAUCGACCAGAAUCAAAGACAAAAGGGGAGAAUUUCAUUCGUUCGACGUGAAAGUUUUGGGCACGGAAGAAACGUGGCACAAUCCGAGCAUAUUGCUCGCGACUCUGGCCAGUAGCGGCGGUAAAGUGGUGUUUUCCCAAAUCCAUUUGGAAGUAGAUCCAACGCAAUACGAAUACGAGGAAUAUAAAUUUAAGGCGUUGAAGGAGAGCAACGCCGCACGCUUAGAAAUAAUCAACGAUCUGCUUAGCACGCAUUUAAGAAUCGAGACGACAAAGAUUAAAAAUAUCACCGAACCCGUAAAAUAUACUCACGGUUACUUUUUAGGCAAAUUUGAGAUGAAAGUAAGAAUGCUUAGAAAUCUAAAAGGACUAAAUGAGGACGAUGUACUGACAUUGCCGAAAUUAGUUAUUCAGUUUUACAAAGACGCACGCAACGCGAAAGCUCCAUCGGCUACUUUUCUUCCGAUUAUGAUGCAUUUGUGUCCGACUAAUUUCUCGACUGUGGAUUAUUACAAUUAUCUCAUUACAAAGGCCUUAGGUCGCUUGGUAAUAUAUGCAGAAAUUUUAACGUCAUCCAUGCACGCGACCGAAGGCCACUUGGAACAUGGACUGACGGUUAUUCCACGGCAGCAAACACAAGGACACGGUCGAGGUCGCAAUGUAUGGCUCAGUCCGAUAGGUUGUGCCAUGUUUACUGUACAAGUUCACAUUCCUAAGGAUUCUAUACUCGGUAGUCGCAUCUCGCUUCUUCAACACAUAGCUGCUGUAGCACUCGUGUCAGCUGUAAGAUCUCAAUCAGGAUACGAGGACAUCGACCUCAGACUGAAAUGGCCUAAUGAUAUCUAUGCGAACUCGACCAAAAUCGGUGGCCUGAUCGUAUCUACUCUGGUAGAACAGUCAUUGUGUAUUUGCAAUGUCGGCGCUGGUGUGAAUCUCAGCAAUAGCAAGCCCACAACGUGUAUCAACGAUGUGAUCGUUCAAUAUAAUCAAAAACAUGGUACAAAAUUAGAUACGUUCUCUUACGAAAAGUACUUAGCGUUCGUUUUCAACGAAUUGGAAUAUAACUUGGACAAGUGUCAAAACGAUCAUAUGGAGAGUUUUUAUGAUCUCUAUUACAAAUAUUGGUUGCACAAAAAUGCAAAUGUCACGGUGAUAGACUCAAGCGGAAAAUCCAAAAAUGUUACGAUACUAGGUAUUGAUGAUUUUGGAUUUUUAAAAGUACGAGCGGACACGGACGCAAUAUUCACCGUUCAUCCGGAUGGGAAUAGUUUUGAUCUUCUCAAGGGACUGAUAUCACCGAACUAAGAAGCUAAAUGUAAAGUUGUUAAUUCUUGUUCUGAAGUUUUCUGUGCAUUUUAUGUACUACCGUUCAUUAUAUACAUAUACAUACAUAUAUAUAUAUAUAUAU